Gigantopelta aegis is the source of this 9898-nucleotide messenger RNA. RefSeq names its product acetyl-CoA carboxylase-like. The transcript has 55 exons. The coding region runs from base 182 to 7270 and encodes 2362 amino acids. The record is from RefSeq and is a predicted model, not a curated record. Gene Ontology annotation, molecular function: ATP binding; metal ion binding; acetyl-CoA carboxylase activity. Gene Ontology annotation, biological process: fatty acid biosynthetic process. Lineage: Eukaryota; Metazoa; Mollusca; Gastropoda; Neomphalida; Peltospiridae.
GUUCCGUUUUCUUCCGGCAAACUGACUGGAUGUGGUGAAGUGUUGUCAACGAAAACAGUUCCAAGAAGCCUUAAAAAACAAGGAUGUGACACUUUUCGUUCUGUUCACUUUGGGAACCGCCGGUAAUUGAACUGAACCAUUCAAAAUUGGUGGACUUUUUUCAUUUCCACAACCUGACCUGAUGGCGGACCGGCAAUCAGUGAAGAAUAAGGUAGCAUUUCGGGUCGAGUCUAGUGAGGACCUGCCAUCUAACAAUGAAGACGAGAAGAAAAGUGAAAAAUCUGUUACAGAUUGUAGUACUGUUACCCAAACCCGUCGAAAACUGUAUGUUGAGGCUUCACCUAACUGUCGGCGUAGUCGAUCGCUGGAAGAAUGCGGUCGCAGGCGGGGUUACUCUGAAGGGGAUAGUGGGUUCGCGGCUACUCCUACUGAAUCCAGCUCAGACUGUUCCUCAUUUUUUCCAAGUCCAGAAGUACACAGCACACCACAACAGAAGCCACAGAUAAGACACACUAUGUCAGGAAUACUUCUCGAUGCUGCCUUGCAUGGAAGCCGUCGAUCAAAUGCAAAAGACUUCAAUGUGGCAACCCCAGAAGAAUUUGUAAUGCGAUUUGGUGGAAGUAAAGUCAUCAACAGAGUUUUGAUUGCUAAUAACGGAAUUGCUGCUGUCAAGUGCAUGCGGUCUGUCAGGCGAUGGGCGUACGAAAUGUUCAAAAACGAAAGAGCUGUGCGGUUUGUUGUUAUGGUUACACCAGAAGACCUUAAAGCAAAUGCAGAAUACAUUAAGAUGGCAGACCAGUAUGUACCGGUUCCAGGUGGAUCAAAUAAUAACAACUAUGCCAAUGUUGAACUCAUUCUGGAUAUUGCUAAAAGAACCCAAGUCCAGGCUGUGUGGGCAGGCUGGGGCCAUGCAUCAGAAAACCCCAAGCUUCCAGAACUUCUUCACAAAAACGACAUACGUUUCAUUGGUCCUCCAGAAAAUGCUAUGUGGGCUCUUGGAGACAAGAUUGCAUCUUCCAUUGUUGCCCAGACAGUGGGUGUCCCGACCAUGCCGUGGAGUGGAUCAGGUGUGAAGCUUAAAUCCAUGGACAUUGACAGACAGAAAUCCAAGAUGAUAAGCGUGCCAUCGGAUCUGUAUCAGAAGUGCUGCACCAAUGAUGUCGACGCUGGCUUGAAGGCUGCUGUAGACAUUGGCUACCCGGUCAUGAUCAAGGCUUCAGAAGGCGGAGGAGGGAAGGGAAUCAGACGGGCAGAUAACUCGGAUGACUUCCCAAACCUCUUUCGACAGGUGAGUAGCGAGUACCCUGGUUCUCCGAUAUUUGUCAUGAAGUUAGCCUCCGAUGCUCGACAUCUGGAAGUGCAGCUACUGGCUGAUUGCUAUGGAAAUGCCAUCUCUCUGUUUGGCCGAGACUGCUCAAUCCAGCGCAGACAUCAGAAAAUUAUUGAAGAGGCUCCUGCAGAAAUUGCAGAUGCUGAUGUUUUUGAAAAGAUGGAACAGGCUGCCGUCUCUCUAGCUAAGGUGGUGGGUUAUGUGAGUGCUGGGACAGUUGAAUACCUGUAUAAUGCUGAUACUGCUGAGUUCAACUUCCUGGAGUUGAAUCCACGUCUACAGGUUGAACACCCAUGCACAGAGAUGGUGGCCGAUGUCAACCUGCCAGCAGCACAACUCCAGAUUGCAAUGGGCCUUCCACUGUGCAGAUUAAAAGACAUCCGGUUACUCUAUGGUGAAGAUCCGUGGGGUAAUUCGCAGAUUGAUUUUGACAACCCAAAAAUUAAGCCCAGACCAAGAGGACAUGUCAUUGCAGCAAGAAUAACUAGUGAAAAUCCUGAUGAGGGUUUUAAGCCGAGUUCUGGAACUGUUCAGGAGUUGAACUUCCGCAGCAGCAAGAACGUGUGGGGUUACUUCAGCGUGGCUGCGUCCGGUGGGCUCCACGAGUUUGCUGAUUCUCAGUUUGGACACUGCUUCUCGUGGGGCGAAGACAGAGAGGAUGCCAGAGAAAACCUUGUCGUAGCUCUGCGUGAGCUGUCUAUCCGAGGUGAUUUCCGGACAACUGUUGAGUACCUGGUGAAACUGUUGGAGACGACCACAUACCAGGAGAACACAAUAACAACCGGCUGGCUGGACAACCUCAUCCUAGAGAAGGUGCAAGCUGAAAAACCCGACACGAUGCUGGGGGUUAUCUGUGGAGCACUGCACAUAGCAGACCAGGCCAUUCUGAGAAGUUUCCAGGACUUCCAGACCUGGCUUGAAAGGGGCCAGAUUCUUCCAUCAUCAUCACUUCGAAAUUGUGCUGAUGUUGAAUUCAUAUAUGAAGGGAUCAGAUAUUCUUUGCGGGUUGUGAAAACUGGACCAACAAGCUAUUUUCUUUCUGCCAACAAUACCAUCCUUGACGUGGAAGUUCACAGAAUGAAUGAUGGAGGCCUGCUGCUGUCCAUUGACGGGUCGAGUUACACAACGUACAUGAAGGACCAAGUGGACAGCUAUCGCAUCACUAUUGGCAACAAAACAUGUGUUUUACAGAAGGAAAAUGACCCAACACUGCUUAGAUCUCCAUCUGCUGGGAAACUGCUGAGUUACCUGGUGGAGGAGGGCAGUCACGUGUUUGCUGGAGACGUGUAUGCUGAGAUCGAAGUCAUGAAGAUGGUCAUGGAGCUACAGGUGUCAGAAUGUGGAUGUAUUCACUUUGUGAAGCGACCUGGUGCUGUGCUGGAUCCUGGGAGCAUUGUGUCGCGUCUUCAUCUUGAUGAUCCUAGUAGAGUGCAGCAGGCAAUGCCAUUUGAAGGCAGUCUGCCCAGCUUGAUGAACCCGCCGACACAUGGCAUGAAAUUGCACCAAGUGUUCCAGAGAACUCUAGCUCAGCUGCAGAAUGUAAUGGCUGGCUACAUCUUGCCAGAACCUUAUUUCAAAGACCGACUGAAAAACAAUGUUUCCGUUCUCAUGAAGUGUCUGAAAGAUCCAUCCCUUCCUCUGCUUGAAUUGCAGGAACUAAUUGCUGUGAUAUCUGGUCGAAUCCCGGUGAAAGUGGAGCGAGCUAUUCGCAAGCUUAUGGCAUCCUAUGCUAGCAAUAUUACUUCAGUCCUGUGCCAAUUUCCUAGUCAACAGAUUGCCAAUGUGAUAGACAGCCACGCUGCGACCCUGACGAAGAGGACAGAGCGCGACGUGUUCUUCAUGACCACCCAGGGCAUCGUGCAGCUCGUUCAGAGGUACCGCAGCGGAAUCCGCGGUCACAUGAAGUCCAUCGUACAAGACAUCCUCCGCCAGUACAUACACAUAGAACUUCAGUUCCAACAAGGAAACUACGACAAAUGUGUAUGUCAGUUACGUGAGAAGAACAAAGAUGACAUGAUGACUGUGGUAGCGACAAUAUUCUCCAACCUGGCUGUCCAGCAGAAAAACACUCUGGUUAUCAUGCUCAUUGACCAUCUGUGUGGAAAAGAGCCUGGUGUGACGGAAGAAUUGGCCAGUGUCCUCAAUGAUUUCACACUGUUGAACAAAAAGGAUAAUGCAAAAGUUGCUUUGCGGGCAAGACAGGUGUUGAUAGCAGCUCACCAACCACCUUAUGAACUGCGACACAAUCAAAUGGAAUCCAUUUUUUUGUCGGCAAUUGACAUGUAUGGGCAUGACUUCUGUCCAGAAAACUUGCAGAAACUGAUCAAUUCUGAGACAGCUAUAUAUGAUGUGCUACAGGAGUUCUUUUACCAUCCCAAUUCCUUAGUGAAGACUGCUGCAUUAGAGGUGUAUGUGCGUCGAGCAUACAUUGCCUACGAGUUGCACUGCCUGCAGCAUUUUGUCUCUGAGAGUAACCUCUGUGUUGUAGAGUUCCGUUUCCUCUUGCCACGAUCACAUCCAAACAGAUUAAUGGUGACACGGUUUGACCAUGGCCUGCGUAAUUUGUCCAUCGUGGAUGAAGAUUUUGCUCGGGCAGAUCAGUUUGAGGAAUCGCCACUCUGCCAGCGAAUGGGUGUAAUGGCUGCCUUUUCCUCAUUUCAAGUCUGUCAGGCUAAUUUUGAUGACCUGGUUGAACGAUUCUCGCUGGACACACCUCCACAAAGUCCUCUGCUAUCAGACGACGAAAGUUUAGUGGACGAAGAGUGUACAUCACUGAAGAGCUUGUCUGAUGUUGAUGACCCAAUCCAUAUCAUCAAUAUUGCCCUCAAGUAUGAUACGUUCAUUGAAGAUGAUGUGUUGGCAGAAACAUUUCAAGAAUUCUGCAAAGAAAGGGCCUCUCGAAUGUAUGACAGAGGAAUCCGAAGAGUGACAUUUGUUGUUCUUUACAAGAGGACUGUUCCAAAGUAUUUUACUUACAGAGCCAAAUUUGAGUUUCUAGAGGAUCGUAUUUAUCGCCACUUGGAGCCUGCAUUAGCUUUCCAGCUGGAGAUAAACCGUCUCCGCAAUUUUGACUUGGAAGCAGUUCCUACAGCCAACUACAUGAUGCACCUGUAUCUGGGAAAGGCAAAGGUUGCCAAAGGUCAAGAGGUGACAGACUAUCGCAUGUUCGUCCGAUCCAUCAUCCGACAUUCUGAUCUUGUUACAAGAGAGGCCUCGUUUGAGUACUUGGAGAAUGAAGCUGAGAGGACACUCCUGGAAGCCAUGGAUUCUUUGGAAGUAGCUUUUACACAUCCACUCGCAAAACGAACAGACUGCAAUCACAUCUUUCUGAACUUUGUGCCCACGCUGACUCUUACAGAACCAGGAAAGUUGGAGGAGACAGUUCGCAGUAUGGUCAUGCGGUACGGAAUUAGACUGUGGAAAAUGCGAGUCCUACAUGCAGAACUGAAGUUCACCAUCAGGUUGACGUCUGGUGGUGCUGGUUUUCCAAUCCGAUUGUUUUUGACCAAUGAGAGUGGGUAUUACCUGGAUAUUAGUCUAUACAGAGAGGUCACUGACUCCAGAACAGGACAGGUUAUGUUCCAAGCGUAUGGUGCCAAACAGGGACCACUGCAUGGACUCCUGAUCAGUAGUCCCUACUUGACAAAGGACCACAUGCAGCUGAAGCGGUACCAAGCACAGUCUCAGGGCACGACCUACGUCUACGACUUCCCAGAAAUGUUCAGACAGGCCCUGAUUAAGAUGUGGAAGGAGUACAAGCACCGAUACCGACUGGAGGUGGACCCGACGCCGGCCAGCAUCAUGUCGUGUGUGGAGUUGGUGCUCGAUGGCCAGAACCACAUGUGCCUGCAGAACAGACUGCCUGGAGAAAAUGAGAUUGGAAUGGUGGCAUGGAAGAUGUCAUUAAAGACUCCCGAGUUUCCCGAUGGCCGAGACAUCAUUGUCAUCGCCAACGACAUGACUCACCGCAGCGGAUCGUUCUCGGUACAAGAGGACAUACUUUUCAAGAAAGCGUCCGAGUUUGCUCGUAAGAAUGGUGUUCCACGUAUUUACCUGGCAGCUAACAGUGGAGCUAGAAUUGGGUUGGCUGAGGAGAUCAAACACAUGUUCCGGGUGGCAUGGGAGGACAACAGUGAUCCAGAGAAGGGUUUCAAGUAUUUGUAUCUGAGGCCCGAGGACUUCAAGAAAGUGAGUGCUGUGAACUCUGUACGGGCCGAGCUGAUUGAGGAUGAAGGGGAGUCGAGAUACAAGAUCACAGACAUCAUCGGUAAAGAUGAUGGACUUGGCGUGGAGAACUUGAAAGGAUCUGGAAUGAUAGCUGGCGAGUCGUCACAAGCGUACAACGAGAUCGUCACCAUCAAUCUAGUCACGUGCCGUGCCAUUGGAAUAGGAGCCUACCUGGUUCGUCUCGGACAGAGGACCAUACAGGUGGAGAACUCCCACAUCAUUCUUACUGGAUUUAGCGCUCUUAACAAGGUGUUGGGAAGAGAAGUGUAUACCAGUCACAGUCAGCUUGGUGGGAUACAGAUAAUGUUCAACAAUGGUGUCACACACAGUGUGGUUCCUGAUGACUUUGAAGGGGUCUUCAAAAUACUUAAGUGGCUGGCAUACAUGCCUGAUAAAAAAGGUGGCCAAUUGCCAAUCAUGGAAGCUUAUGAUUCUGUUGAGCGAGAUGUUGAUUACGUUCCAACAAAAACACCAUAUGACGUCCGCUGGAUGUUGGCAGGCCGAUACAGUCCUGAGAUCAGUUCUUGGCAGACGGGAUUCUUUGAUAAGGAUUCCUGGGAGGAAAUUUUCCAGCCUUGGGCUCAGUCUGUUGUGACGGGGAGAGCAAGACUUGGUGGUAUUCCAGUUGGGGUGAUUGCUGUGGAAACCCGCACAAUGGAGCUGGUGAUCCCAGCAGAUCCUGCCAAUGUAGACUCCGAAUCAAAGGUGAUUCAACAGGCAGGUCAGGUGUGGUUUCCCGACUCGGCAUACAAGACCGCUCAGGCAAUCAUGGAUUUCAACAGAGAGGAGCUUCCUCUGAUUGUGUUUGCCAACUGGCGAGGAUUCUCUGGUGGAAUGAAAGAUAUGUACGACCAGGUGCUGAAGUUUGGUUCGUACAUCGUGGACAGCCUGCGUGACUACAACCAGCCAGUGAUCAUCUACAUCCCCCCGCACGCGGAGCUGAGGGGAGGGGCGUGGGUGGUGGUUGACCCCACCAUCAAUCCGGAGCACAUGGAGAUGUUUGCUGAUCAGCUGUGCAGAGGUGGGGUGCUGGAGCCAGAGGGAACGGUGGAGAUCAAGUUCAAGAAGCGAGACCAGGAGAAGGUGAUUCGGCGCCUCGACCCCGUGGUGCGCAGUCUAGUCGAGCAGCUCAGCACCCCGGACCUGCCCAGCAGUGACAAGGAGCGGCUGGACAACGAGCUCGACAAACGCAUUGCCCGGGUCCUGCCCAUAUACCACACCAUAGCCGUCCAGUUCGCAGACCUCCACGACACGCCAGGCAGGAUGGAGGAGAAAGGGGUGAUAUCUGGUGUACUGCAGUGGAAGCGCAGUCGCAGUAUCUUGCACUGGCGCAUUCGACGGCGUCUACUCGAGAACCAGCUAAAGAACAAAAUGCGUCCAUUCACUCGGGGUCUGAGCAAUGGGCAGCUCAACAACAUGCUCAGUCGGUGGUUUGUGGAGGACAAAGGCACUGUUAAUGCCUACCUGUGGGAAGACGACAAGGAGGUGGUCACAUGGCUGCUGGCCCAGCUCGAUGAGAAGACCCACACAAAGUCCGUGUUUGAAAACAUCAAGUGUCUCCAGAGAGACCAUGCCAUGCAGCAAGUCCGCAGUUUAAUACAAGACAAUCCUGAAGUGGCGAUGGACUCGAUUGUUCAUAUCACCCAGCACGUCACUCCAGCUCAGCGGGAACAAAUAUCAAGAAUUCUGGCCAACAUGGACUCGGCAACAUAAAUCGUGGCCAGAUUAGUUGUAUACAGAUACGAGAAACCAAAAAAAUCCCACCCCAAAUAUUGUUCAUUCUUUCAGUCGACAAAUUCUUCCAUUAAUCCAGGAUGUGAAAUACUUCUUGUGAAUAGGGUAUGCACAAUGUGCCAACAAGACUUAAGAAAAACAACAAAUACCCUUAAUAAUGAAUUUGUCCAAUAGGCUGUAGUGCUGUUUCGAGUGGAUCUGUUAAUUGUUUGUGUUUUUUGUGUGUCUUACACUGCAAACAUUAAUUAAACAAAAAAUUGGAUGUGUAUUGUUGUUUUGCAUGUGUCAAGCUGCCACCUAAGGAAGUAUGAAUAAUUGGUUAAAACGUGGCUGCUUGAUGUAAACAAUUUGAACUACUAUAAAAUAGAAAAUUGAGUGAUUUAGUAAUAUAUUUGUUUAAAUUAACUAUUGCUAUUUAUUGUUUUACACAGGGUGUUGUACAGUACCUUAUUCUGAUAACAAACUUUAUGCUAUGUGCAGAAAAGUAAAUCCUUUUUCUUCAAUGAGUACUGUAUUCCCAUGCAUUUUGUUUUACUCACUGGAAUGAUCAAGUGUAAUCAAAACAAUUUCAGUGUUGUUCAAGCCAGUGAUGUCAUGUGAAAUAAAGUUAUUAAUUUUCAUAUUUAAAUUGGUUUACACCUUUAUUUGUAUAUUAAAUGUGAGGCAACAAACUUGGUUAAUUCUACCAGGUAAUGAUAACGCUGUAUCUACAUUGCGAUAUUACAUAUUAAUGUUGAUGAAGCAUGAUGCCAUUAGGCUAGCUUUGUAUUUUUGUAAUUAUAAUGCUAUAAUGCUCAAAUGCAUCCAUUUGAGAGAAGGGUAAAAUGGCAGAUGAUAGAAGUGCCCACCUUAGCAGAUUUGACUAACGACUGUAAAUAUUUUAGGAUGUUUCACAUUAGAAUUUCCAUCAUGUUGACACAUUCCAUUGUAAUCUGGUCGUAAACAGUUACUAAUUGGUAUUAUUGAUGUAAUCAUGGUACUUGGAUUAGAAAUCGAAGUACUGAAAGUCGGGGGUUUCUAACCCUGAAAGGCAUUAAUUCUAGUUUAAAGACUAGGUUUUUUUGUCAUCACAUUUUUUAUAUUUUGUCCAUAGAAUCAGUAAUAAGAAUAAUUAAUAUAUAAGAAUGGGAUGUGCAUAGUUUAUAAACAGUUAUCUCGAGUAAAUUUGUAAAUUUCUCAAAAUAUAUAAAUUUUUAGCCGAUUUGAAUUUAAUUGUGAAUUCUUUUCACCACAAGGUUAGUAAUUUAUUUCCGAACUCAUGUAGAAAUUAGUGUUUCUGAAAAUAUCUUCCCAAAAUGGCUUUUUAGCACCAUUAAUUUUGAAUGUGUGCAUGACUGGGGAGAGAAUGGUAUUACCAACAAGUACAGACGACAGACUACAGAUUAGUACAAAUAAAGUGACGAGAUGAAUAUGACAUUUACUCGUGUUUGUGGAUUGAUUGGUGCAUAUGGAGAUUUAGUUUUUCACAUACAUGAAUGACUCCUUAAAUUGACCCCACUAUUGAAAUAAUGUUGGGGAAAAGUAGUCCUAUGCUUCAGGAUUCCCAAAUUUAUUAUUAUAUUGAUUAUAAAUACUGAAUGAGAUGUAAUAUAUGAUAUUGAAAUUGAAAAUCAAAAUGUUAUAGUUAAUGAAAGCAUUUGUUUCUUUAAUUCAUUAAUUUUAUUAGUUGAUCAUAAUUCUGCUUGUUUUGCUUUAUAUUAUAGUAGUAGUAGUAGUUCUUUUACAACACUAUUAAGUUUUUUUAUUAAAUGAAUAGUUGAACCGGUUUGUGAAAACCACCCAUAAUAUCCAUUAAAUGAUAGCGUUUAUGUAGACCGAGGUAAAAUUCAUAAUGGGGAUGUGUUUAAAGUGUUGUUCGUAGAUUGAUAAUAAUUUUAUAUCAAGUGACCAUUAUAGCAAAUACCUAUGUCUGUCUGUAUGUUACUGUAGGCGAGUGAUCAGUGGCAGUUUCCCAUAGCAUACUGUCAUUUCAUUAAAGAGCCAAGUUCCAGUUUUGUGUCGUAUUAAAGAACGUUAUUCUAUCAAAUAGAGAAUUUAAAGCCACCUGAAUUUUGUUUUGAUUUCUUACUGUCUUACUUAGAAUAUCACUUUCUACAAAUCCCAAUGUAGUCAGCCUGCAUUACUGGACAUUUGCAGCUACUAUUUGUAUUACAAUUGUUGUGAAUGUGUGAUAUGGAGUAACAUGCACAGACAUGUUUUUUUUUGUUUUUUUUUAAACUGCACUUAUUUCAGGCAAGUGAUGGGAUGGAAACCUGCGUCUUUUGUGCAUGCAUCAUUUGUAGUGCAAUAUUGAUUUAUGGAGUAAAUAAUCUUGUCACUUGUGUGUGCUGUGUAUACUUCAGUGUUAAAAUAGGAUAACAUUUCUCAAAUUGUUAAUGUAUAUUGCUAUCUUAAUCAUGACAGUAUUAUACAUAUCUUUGCGUUAAAACUAACUGUUAAUGUUUUCAUUAGCUUUCUUUGUCAAUUAUUGUGCCGGUUUAUGUAUUUAUAUCUUAAAUUACGAAUGUCAAUUUCAAAAUGCUUUAAUUUGAAAUGCUUUAAUUUGAAAAAAGGUCAUAAUAAAAUUUCUACAGAAAUUUGUUAUUAAUAAAGUCAUUGUUUAUCAAA